AUGGCUACCAAGGACGUAGAGGCGUACAUCAAGAAGCUGUCAACUCCGCCGGCGCCCGGAGCUCUUCACGGCGUUGCCCUCCCCGGCACAGAGCGCCCUGGUCGCACUCCCAUUUACCGCCACCACAAGAUUGGCGAUGGUGCACUUUUGACCACGUUCUACCCCGAGGUUCAAUCAGUCCACGACCUGUUCGAAGCCUCUGUCAAGAAGCGCCCCAACAAGCGCUGCCUGGGCACCCGCCAUUGGAACGCAGCUACGCAGUCAUGGCAGGAUCAGUAUGAGUGGGAGACGUACGCCGAGGUCGCUGAGCGCCGCAAGAACCUGGGAGCUGGUAUCGUCGAAAUCCACAAGGCCAACGGUCACAACGCGGAUAAGUACGGCGUUGGUCUCUGGUCUCAGAACCGCGCCGAAUGGCAAAUCACCGAUCUUGCACUUGCAUCACAGUCUCUCUUUGCUGUGUCGCUCUAUGAGACUCUCGGCCCAGACGCCUCCGAGUACAUCAUCAACCACGCCGAACUUGCCUGCGUCGCCUGCAGCCUGCCUCACAUCCCUACCCUCCUGAAAUUGGCGCCUCGAAUCCCUACCCUUAAGCUGAUUAUCUCUCUCGAUGAAUUGGAGCAGGGUGAACAAGAGGGCCUGACCAAGAAGUCCGUCUUGAACAAGAUUGCUGCUCAGCACGGCAUCAAGAUCUACUCCUUCAAGGAGGUGGAGGAGAUUGGUGCCGCAUCGGGCCGCCCCAUGCGCCCGGCUGGCUGGGAAGAUCUCUGCACAAUCAACUACACCUCGGGAACCACUGGCGCGCCCAAGGGCGUUGUCAUCACCCAUGGCAAUGCUGUUUCUGCCGUCUCAUCGAGCCGCCUGCAGGGUUCCGUGACACAUAAGGAUGUCCACCUGUCCUAUCUGCCUCUUGCUCACAUCUACGGCAGAAUGGUUGACCAGGUUGCCCUUUCCGAAGGUGCUAGCAUUGGCUUCUUCCGCGGCGACAUCCUGGGGCUGGUUGAUGACAUGAAGAUUCUCAAGCCCACAGGUUUCAUCUCUGUCCCCCGGUUGUUCAACCGCUUCAACUCGGCGAUCCGAACCGCCACCAUUGAAGCCGAAGGCGUCAAGGGCGCGCUCUCUCGAACCGUCAUCAACACCAAGAAGGCCAACAUGCGCCUGCCGCCCGGACAAGCCAGCAACACGCACUUCCUCUACGACCGCAUCUGGACUCCUAAGGUCAGGGCUGCUGUGGGUUUGGACAGGGCCCACUCCAUGAUCAGUGGUAGCGCUCAGCUGGACCCCGACGUUCAAGAGUUCCUUCGCGCCGCCUUUGGCAACAACUUUAACCAGGGAUACGGCUUGACCGAGUCAUAUGCCGUCGGUACCGUCCAGGUGCCCGGAGAUUUCGGUCUUGGCAACAUUGGACCCCCAACUGGCUGUGUCGAGAUCUGCUUGGAGUCUGUACCUGAAUUUGAGUAUACCGUCGAGGACAAGCCCAGCCCUCGCGGUGAGCUUCUUCUCCGCGGCCCGUGCAUCUUCCGCGAGUACUACAAGAACGAAGAAGAGACUAAGAAGGCCCUCGACGCCGAUGGUUGGUUCCACACUGGUGAUAUCGCAGAGAUUGAUAAGCUGGGUCGUUUCAAGAUCAUUGACCGCAAGAAGAACGUCCUCAAGCUGUCCCAGGGUGAAUACAUCUCUCCCGAGCGUAUUGAGAACGUCUACCUGGGCAACACCAACCUGAUUGCCAUGGCCUAUGUUCACGGUGAUGCCAAGGAGUCUACUCUUGUCGGUGUCUUCGGUAUCGAUCUGGAGAACUUCCCUCCGUGGGCCAGCAAGAUUCUCGGCGAGACUGUCACCGCUGAUGACCGUGCCGCCCUCAAGACAGUUGCCAACCACCCCAAGGUUAAGCAGGAGUUCCUCAAGGUCUUGAACAAGAUUGCACAGAAGCAAAAGUUCAACAGCUUUGAGCGUGUACGAAAUGUCUACCUCGAUAUCGAGCCUUUUAGCAUCGAAAACGAGCUUUUCACACCCACUCUCAAGCUGAAGCGCCCUCAGACUGCAAAGGCCUUCCGUACCCAGAUCGACAAGAUGUACGAGGAGAUUGCUGCCGAGGCCGGCCCUGCUCCUAAGCUGUAA
This is a messenger RNA of Trichoderma gamsii, 2115 nucleotides long. Its product is annotated as AMP-binding enzyme. NCBI's taxonomy places the organism in Eukaryota, Fungi, Ascomycota, Sordariomycetes, Hypocreales, Hypocreaceae. The record is from RefSeq and is a predicted model, not a curated record. The transcript is spliced from 3 exons. Bases 1 to 2115 code for a protein of 704 amino acids. Gene Ontology annotation, molecular function: long-chain fatty acid-CoA ligase activity. Gene Ontology annotation, biological process: long-chain fatty acid metabolic process. Gene Ontology annotation, cellular component: membrane; endoplasmic reticulum.